AUGAAACAGUUGUUAGUAUUAACAUUAGAUUAUCAUUCGAUUGUAUUUUAUGAAUUCACUGAAGCCACUAAUAAUAAUAAUAAUAAUAAUAAUAAUAAUAAUAAUAAUAAUAAUAAUAAUAAUAAUAAUAAUAAUAAUAAUAAUAAUAAUAAUAAUAAUAAUAAUAAUAAUAAUAAUAAUAAUAAUAAUAAUAAUAAUAAUAAUAAUAAUAAUAAUAAUAAUAAUAAUAAUAAUAAUAAUAAUAAUAAAGUAGAUAUUGGUCUAGAGACUUGA
This is a messenger RNA of Schistosoma spindalis, 273 nucleotides long. The record is from the annotation of a GenBank genome assembly. Lineage: Eukaryota; Metazoa; Platyhelminthes; Trematoda; Strigeidida; Schistosomatidae.